Molecule: messenger RNA, 1989 nt
Organism: Triticum dicoccoides
Lineage: Eukaryota; Viridiplantae; Streptophyta; Magnoliopsida; Poales; Poaceae
Product: dicarboxylate transporter 1, chloroplastic-like
Exons: 4
Coding region: 60-1739 (559 amino acids)
Biological process (GO): transmembrane transport
Cellular component (GO): membrane
Molecular function (GO): transmembrane transporter activity
Source: RefSeq, a predicted model, not a curated record
CUCCCUUCCCAUCUCCAUUCCUCCUCCCCCCUUCCCUCCCCGCCGCCGCCGUCGACGCCAUGGCCUCCUCCGCGUCGGCGGCCUCGCCGCUCACCUGCCACCACCUGGGCAUCCGCCACCGCCCCCACCUCCCCUCAUUCUCCCUCCGCCGCCGCCCCACCUCCCCACUCUCAUCGAAGCCCAUCUCCCUCUCCCUCUCCCACUCCCACUCCCACUCCCUCCCCAAGCCCCUGACCCCGUCCACAGCUCGCCACCUCCUCCCGCCCGUCGCCGCGGCGCCGGCAUCUCCCCCCGCGCCGGUCUCGCCGCCGGCGAAGCCAGCCCUGCAGGGCGCGGCCAUCAAGCCGCUGCUGGCCUCCAUUGCCACGGGGGUCAUCAUCUGGUUCAUCCCUGCCCCCGCCGGCGUGGCCCGCAACGCGUGGCAGCUGCUCGCCGUGUUCCUCGCCACCAUCGUCGGGAUCAUCACGCAGCCGCUGCCGCUGGGCGCCGUCGCGCUGCUUGGCUUGGGCGCCGCCGUGCUCACCCGCACCCUCACCUUCGCCGCCGCCUUCUCGGCCUUCGGGGACCCCAUCCCCUGGCUCAUCGCGCUCGCCUUCUUCUUCGCUCGGGGCUUCAUCAAGACGGGGCUCGGGAACCGCGUCGCCUACCAAUUCGUUAAAGCAUUCGGGGGCUCCACGCUCGGCCUCGGUUACUCGCUCGUCUUUGCCGAGGCGUUCCUCGCGCCUGCAAUCCCCUCGGUCUCCGCGCGGGCUGGUGGCAUCUUCCUCCCGCUCGUGAAAUCCCUCUGCGAGGCGUGUGGAUCGCGCACUGACGACGGCACAGAGCGAAAGCUCGGCGCCUGGCUCAUGCUCACAUGCUUCCAGACGUCGGUCGUUUCGUCAGCGAUGUUCCUCACGGCGAUGGCGGCCAAUCCGCUUGCUGCCAACCUGACGCUCAGCACCAUCGGGCAGGGGAUCGGGUGGACGCUGUGGGCAAAGGCGGCCAUUGUGCCAGGGCUGCUGUCGCUGCUGAUUGUGCCGCUGGUCCUCUAUGUCAUCUACCCACCGGAGGUGAAGACCAGCCCUGAUGCACCACGCUUGGCCAAGGAGAGGCUGGCAAAGAUGGGACCCAUGAGCACGGAGGAGAAGAUCAUGGCCGGCACGCUUCUGCUCACGGUUGGACUUUGGAUCUUUGGAGGAAUGCUGAGUGUAGAUGCAGUGUCUGCAGCGAUUCUUGGCCUAUCUGUCCUCCUAAUUACAGGAGUUGUCACAUGGAAAGAGUGUUUGGCAGAGUCUGUAGCAUGGGAUACCCUUACUUGGUUUGCUGCGCUGAUUGCGAUGGCUGGCUACCUCAACAAAUAUGGGUUGAUUUCUUGGUUCAGCGAGACUGUUGUUAAGUUUGUUGGAGGUCUUGGUCUGUCCUGGCAACUCUCAUUCGGUGUCUUGGUGCUGAUGUACUUCUACUCCCACUACUUCUUUGCUAGUGGUGCUGCACACAUCGGUGCAAUGUUCACUGCGUUCCUGUCUGUGGCGAGUGCCUUGGGCACCCCUCCGCUUUUCGCUGCCAUGGUUAUGUCAUUCCUUUCAAACCUCAUGGGUGGCCUGACCCAUUAUGGCAUAGGGUCAGCCCCCGUCUUCUAUGGAGCUGGCUAUGUUCCGCUUGCUGAGUGGUGGGGCUACGGAUUUGUCAUCUCCGUUGUUAACAUCAUUAUCUGGCUUGGUGCCGGAGGCUUCUGGUGGAAGAUGAUUGGUUUGUGGUGAGCAACACGGUUGCGGGACUUCCUAUUUCAAUGAGGGCGAACGAAACUAGCAAAACAUUUGCAAGUGGCACAGGUUGAGCUGACCACAAGUUUUGUCGACAUGAUCCAUUCUUUUAGUUUGUACCCGUACAUUUGUUUUUUCUGGCAGUUACUUCCAAUGCCAGGAUGCAGUUACUGGCAAGUGGCAUCUGAUGUUAUGUAGUAGUUUCUUCUUCUGUUUAUCUUAUGCCUUAGUUUGUGCUUGGUGCCCC